Cannabis sativa is the source of this 1817-nucleotide messenger RNA. RefSeq names its product nicotianamine aminotransferase 1. The record is from RefSeq and is a predicted model, not a curated record. NCBI's taxonomy places the organism in Eukaryota, Viridiplantae, Streptophyta, Magnoliopsida, Rosales, Cannabaceae. Gene Ontology annotation, molecular function: transaminase activity; pyridoxal phosphate binding. The transcript is spliced from 7 exons. Gene Ontology annotation, biological process: biosynthetic process; amino acid metabolic process. The coding region runs from base 302 to 1471 and encodes 389 amino acids.
UCUGACAUAUGCGAGUUGGGUCUACCCUGUAUGAUGAGGAUUACGGUUAUGCGGUGUGAAUUAAGUCGCAUCCGCGAUACCUCGCUGGUUUUAUCCUGGGCGAGGUCUAAACUUCGAGAAGCCUCUCAUGGACAUUUCAGCCUUCACUGGAAGUCUGGAUACACGUGUCCUUCAAGGAGGAGUCUGGUCUCGAGUUUCUAGGUGAGAGAAAUCUCACUAUAACACAUCCGAUGAUGAAUGGAAGUUCCAAGGCAACAAACAACUCAAUACCUCUGCAAUCUCUGUCCGAGGAGUUCUCAACAUGCUUUGGAAAAAUCUGACCCCAAAUGAUCAGCGCCCAACCAUUAUGCUCGGCCGUGGUGACCCCACUGAGUUUCCCAGCUUUCAGACCACCCCCGCCGCUGUCGAAGCCGCCGUCGACGCUCUCCGAUCUUCCAAUUUCAAUUCUUAUUCUCCCACAGUUGGCGUCCCUCAGGCCAGGAGAGCGAUUGCAGAGUACCUCUCAAGUGACCUCUCGUACAAAUUAUCAGAAGAUGAUGUUUACCUCACAUCAGGUUGCACACAAGCAAUAGAACUUGUUAUAUCAGUUUUGGCACAGCCGGGAGCCAACAUUCUACUGCCAAGACCAGGCUACCCACAAUAUGAAGCUAGAGCUGCAUACGAAAAGCUCCAAGUUCGCCAUUUCGAUCUUGUUCCAGAAAAGGGUUGGGAAGUGGAUCUUGAUUCUGUUGAAGCUCUAGCUGAUGACAACACUGCAGCAAUUGUUAUAAUUAAUCCCAGUAAUCCUUGUGGAAGUGUCUAUAAAUACAAGCAUCUGAAAAAGAUUGCUGAAACAGCUAGGAAGCUUGGAAUUUUGGUGAUUGCUGAUGAGGUUUAUGGACACUUGGUGAUUGGGAGUAAUCCAUUUGUGGCUAUGGGAGAGUUUGCAUCAAUAGUUCCAGUUCUUACACUUGGCUCCAUAUCAAAGAGAUGGAUUGUUCCUGGUUGGAGACUUGGUUGGAUUGUCACAAACGACCCCAAUGGCAUCCUUAUAAAAACUGGGAUAGUGGAGAGCAUUAACAACUGCCUGAACAUCACCAGUGACCCUGCAACCUUCGUUCAGGGAGCAGUUCCUCAGAUUCUUGAGAAAACAAACAAUGAAUUCUUUUUGAAUAUUAAGAACAUAAUGAGAGAAGCUGCAGAGUUUUUGUAUGAAGCAAUAGAGGCAAUUCCGUGCCUCACUUGUCCACAAAAACCUGAAGGAUCCAUGGCUGUUAUGGUUAAGAUAAACUUACCACUACUAGAAAACGUUGUCGAUGAUGUAGACUUUUGUCUGAAGCUAGCCAAAGAGGAAUCUGUAAUUUUCCUGCCAGGUGUUGUUGUUGGGCUGAAAAACUGGGUUCGAAUCACUUUCGCCGCUGAGCUUCCUUGUCUUGAAGAUGCUCUUGGGAGACUAAAAGUUUUCUGCCAAAGGCAUGCCAAGAAGCCAUGAUAUUUUUACUACAGAUCUUAGGUAGCUUAUGGUUAGAAAGGAAUGAAAACAUUAAAAUAGAAAUGAGAAUAAGUAUUAAGUAUAGAAUGAAAUCAGAUUUAAAAUGCUUAAAAAAAAUUGAUAAAAUUAUUUCAUUUCCAUUCUAUUUCAUUUCAUUACCUCCAUUCAAAUGUCAUCCUAAUAUGAAUUCAUCUGUUUGAGUUCAACUUGGAACGCAUUCUCCUAAGAGCUGUUUAGAGUCUUUAGACAAACCAUUUGCCAAUAAAUUAUAAGAUUUUUAUAAGCAAUUUGAUUGUGAUCAACAACACUGUUGGUUGAUCUUAUCAUCUGCUUGCUCCUUCCAGGA